Aegilops tauschii subsp. strangulata is the source of this 2310-nucleotide messenger RNA. NCBI's taxonomy places the organism in Eukaryota, Viridiplantae, Streptophyta, Magnoliopsida, Poales, Poaceae. The record is from RefSeq and is a predicted model, not a curated record.
AUGCAUCUCAUAUCAAUGGUUGAGAAGAUCAAAACUCAGCUCAUGGUUAGAUUCUACAACAAAAGAAAAGAGGCAGAGAACUGGCCUGGUUCUGUAUGCCCAAAAAUAAGAAAAAGAAUUCAAAGGAAUAUAGAGCUGGCAGCUACAUGCAUGGUUUCAGGGGCUGGUGAUGGCAUCUUCCAGGUUGACAACAGGACCAAGACAUACAUUAUUGACCUCAAGGAAGAGAGUUGUACAUGCAAAAGGUUGGAUCUUAGUGGAGUCCCAUGCCACCAUGCAGUCGCAUGCUGUAGACAUGAGAGAAUUGACCCAGAGAGUUUGGUGCACUCCUGCUACAGUAUAGAAGCAUUCAAGUUAGCAUACAAGCCAAUUAUCAAGCCUUGCAGAGAUAGGAGUGAGUGGCAGAAGAUGAAUGCUUGUGAAAUCAAACCACCUGUCUAUGAAAAGAAAGUUGGGAGGCCUUCAAACAAGAGUAGGAGAAAGCAGCCUUAUGAGAUUGAAAAGAAAGAUGGCACAAAGGUACUGACCAGACAUGGAGUGAGAAGGGGGCCAAGGGCUAUUCCUGAGGAUGUGUCUGAUGAUGAACAAGAUGGUGGGCAAGUCACACAGGAGGAGGUUCAUGUCACACAAGAUGAUGAGCAAGUGACACAGGAGGAGGUUCAUGUCACACAAGAUGAUGGCCAACUUACACAGGAGGAUGUCAAUGCCACACAAAAUGAUUGCCCAGUGCAGCAACAAGAGGAUGAAUAUGAUACACCAGUUGUUUUUCAGGUGCAAGACUUUGGAUAUACAAUGCUUCUUAAGAUGCAGCAGUCUAGGCCUGUACCUAGAGAAGAAACUGAAGGAACACUACCAGAUUCAUCAUUCAUAUUACAGGCAUCCAGUUCUCAAGCUUCAGCACAUACAACAACAGCUACAAAUGGUGGCAACCUGACCAUGAAGUUGUUGAAGAUGAAAAGAGAUAAAGAAAGGCAGAUGACAGCCAGGAGAGAUGAAGCACUAGAGGCAAUGAAUGAGAUGGCAGAGAGGAGAGCAGAGGAGGCUGAAGCAAAGAGGCAGGAAAUUGCUAUCAGGAGAGCAGAGAAGGCAGCUAGAAGAAGAAGAGCAGCAAAAGAGAAGAAGGCUGAGGAAACAUCAGCAAGAAAAGCAGCAUUACAAGAAGAGAAGGAGGCCAGGGCAAUUGACGCAAUUGCAGCUAAGGCAGAAGCGGCAAUGAAGAGACGAGAAGAGCAAGAAGCCAAGAGAGCUGUUGCAGCAAAGAAGAAACAAGAUCAAGAAGCAAAGAAGAAACAACAAGAAGAGGCCAAGAGAAGAAGAGUUGAAUCAGUUUGCCCAAGUGCACCAACAAGAAGUGGACGUGUGCCCAAGAAGAAAAGAGUCAACAUAAACUUAAAUCUGAGUAAUUUGAUGCUCAUUGAGCUCAAAUGUGGUUCAUUCAGUAAAGAAACUAAUAGAGCUGAAAUUGGGGUAAGUGGUAGUGCUUUGAUAAAGGAGGCUGAAGCAAAGAGGCAGGAAAUUGCUAUCAGGAGAGCAGAGAAGGCAGCCAGAAGAAGAAGAGCAGCAAAAGAGAAGAAGGCUGAGGAAACAUCAGCAAGAAAAGCAGCAUUACAAGAAGAGAAGGAGGCCAGGGCAAUUGACGCAAUUGCAGUUAAGGCAGAAGCGGCAAUGAAGAGACGAGAAGAGCAAGAAGCCAAGAGAGCUGUUGCAGCAAAGAAGAAACAAGAUCAAGAAGCAAAGAAGAAACAACAAGAAGAGGCCAAGAGAAGAAGAGUUGAAUCAGUUUGCCCAAGUGCACCAACAAGAAGUGGACGUGUGCCCAAGAAGAAAAGAGUCAACAUAAACUUAAAUCUGAGUAAUUUGAUGCUCAUUGAGCUCAAAUGUGGUUCAUUCAGUAAAGAAACUAAUAGAGCUGAAAUUGGGGUAAGUGGUAGUGCUUUGAUAAAGGAGGCUGAAGCAAAGAGGCAGGAAAUUGCUAUCAGGAGAGCAGAGAAGGCAGCCAGAAGAAGAAGAGCAGCAAAAGAGAAGAAGGUUGAGGAAACAUCAGCAAGAAAAGCAGCAUUACAAGAAGAGAAGGAGGCCAGGGCAAUUGACGCAAUUGCAGCUAAGGCAGAAGCGGCAAUGAAGAGACGAGAAGAGCAAGAAGCCAAGAGAGCUGUUGCAGCAAAGAAGAAACAAGAUCAAGAAGCAAAGAAGAAACAACAAGAAGAGGCCAAGAGAAGAAGAGUUGAAUCAGUUUGCCCAAGUGCACCAACAAGAAGUGGACGUGUGCCCAAGAAGAAAAGAGUCAACAUGUUUGAUGAGUUCAGAUGA